Messenger RNA from Myxocyprinus asiaticus (Chinese sucker), 7213 nucleotides. It is a transcript of the gene marchf2, whose product is annotated as membrane-associated ring finger (C3HC4) 2. The transcript has 5 exons. The record is from RefSeq and is a predicted model, not a curated record. Lineage: Eukaryota; Metazoa; Chordata; Actinopteri; Cypriniformes; Catostomidae. Gene Ontology annotation, biological process: protein ubiquitination. Gene Ontology annotation, molecular function: zinc ion binding; ubiquitin-protein transferase activity. The coding region runs from base 233 to 982 and encodes 249 amino acids.
GGCCGAGUCGAGUCGUUUGCUCAAGGGAUCAAACCCAAAACAAGGCGCGUAUUUCACCUUAUCGUUUGCAAACAAGCGCUGCUUUUUAAAAGUAUUUCACCAUUAAAGACAACAGCUCAACAUGGAAAAUCAGAAGCGGUAGGGUCCAUCUGAAUUAAGGUGUGGGAGCGAGGCUGCUCCCUGAUUCCCACCCCUGUGCUCCCCUGCCCCCGCCCUCCUGGACGGCCCCGAAAUGACCACAGGGGAGUGUUGCCACCUCCCAGGCUCCCUGUGUGACUGCACUGGCAACGCUGCCCUGUCUAAAACUGUGGAGGAAGCAGACAACCGACGGGCCCAGUACAUCACCCAGGUCACGGCCAAGGAUGGACAUCUACUAUCAACUGUUAUCAAAGCCCUUGGCACACAGAGUGAUCGGCCAAUUUGUCGGAUCUGCCACGAGGGUCAGGACAUGUGCAACAGCGAGGGGCUCCUCUCGCCGUGCGACUGCACUGGCACAUUGGGCACGGUACACAAAAGCUGCCUGGAGAAGUGGCUGUCCUCCUCAAACACCAGCUACUGUGAGCUGUGCCACACAGAGUUUACCAUAGAGCGCCGGCCCCGGCCCCUCACAGAGUGGCUCAGGGACCCAGGCCCCCGGAACGAGAAGCGCACGCUGUUCUGUGAUAUGGUGUGUUUUCUGUUCAUAACGCCCCUGGCAGCCAUCUCGGGUUGGCUGUGUUUGCGGGGUGCACAGGACCACCUGCACUUCAACAGUCGUCUUGAGGCGGUCGGCCUCAUCGCUCUGACCAUCGCACUCUUCACCAUCUACGUCCUCUGGACUCUGGUCUCAUUCCGCUACCACUGUCAGUUGUACUCCGAGUGGAGACGAACCAAUCAGAAAGUUCGCUUGCUCAUUCCCGACACCAAGGGUGCACACUCUACCCAGCAUUCCUUGCUCUCCACCAAGCUGCUGAAAAAGACAGCAGACGAGACCAUAGUAUGAGAGACGUGGAGUGGGGAAGAAGGGGCCCGAUCGUGGUGGUAAUAGUGUGCUACAGGUUCCUGAUGCAGCUUUGUCAGCUAGAGCCGCGGCACUUGUGGAUGCAUUCUUUUCUAUUUAAUCCUUUUUAUCUAAAUAUGUGAGCACUUAAUUUUUUUUCACCAGUCUCUUAUUUUUGAGCAUUUAUAAGUGUGUUGUUUUAAGAAACCUUUAUUUAUUUGGGGAUUAAACAGCAACGCUGAGGUCCCGUACCAUUCAGUAUGCAUUGUAUUUGAAACAAUCAGAAAUCUAACUUGUGCAUAGACGAUUCCUUUGAGCACAGCAGGGAAGGAUUUUGAAUCAAGUACGGAUGGCUGCUGAAGCUUAAUACCAAACCUUUCUUUAAUUUUCAAUGUAUUGUUUUUUUCACUCAUCUACCUUCAUGGACUUUCUAUCUUAACCUGACAGAGAAUCGGUCCGGACUUAUUCUUGGCAAAUUAUAGCCCUUGAUGCUCAUAUUUAGUCAGGAUGUAAAUGUAUAAAUAUAUAAACACUAUGUGAACAAGUAAGCUCUAAGCUUUGAUUGACAUGGGUAUUACAGAACUACACUUGGCGAGGUCACCCGUUUAAGGCCCGGGCAAUGGAUGUGGAGGCUGAUUAUUACUGCAGUGCUCAUCAAGCUCACCAUGCCCACCUGGAAUGAGAAAGAUAGGCAGUAUAGGAAAAAAAAGAGUGCAAUAACACACUGCCCGUUCGCACUUCUGCGUGAUUCCGCUGUAAGCGCGCAUGUUGUUAUGCAUGCCUGUUUCUAUUUCAAAAGUCUCAUCAAAUUGGUGACUGUUCGGUGCGAAGUUUGUUUGGGGCUUUACAUAUGGAUCAAAGGCUGUUUUUUGAGCCUGCCCUGAUCUCAUGGAAAUGAUGUGACUGUGGCAACAUUUUUGCAAAAUUAUGUGACGCGGUUCCUUACAUUUAUUGCGGCAGUUCCAAGGUGAAAUGUCCACUGUGUGGCGCUAAAAGUGGGUACAUUUUUCUCAGUCAAUGAGGUUUUUUAAAGUUAAUGCUUUUUAAAGUUAAGAAUCAACUGACCUACCUACCUUAAACCAAACCUAACCUAAUUUUGUGGUGCUUCUUUGACACUUUUGGCUUAUAUGCUCUUUAGGACUCGAACCCCUGUCCUUUGCAUCAUAAGUGCAAUGCUCUAUCAGUUGAGCUACCAUGCAAUUUGAUUACGCUUGAAUAAGCUUCUGAAUGUAGAUGGUUAUGUAAUGCAAACUUUAAAAUGCUUCGUUUUAUAAGUCAUGCACUAAAGUAAAAGUUUUUAAAGCAUUUUGUGAAGAACAGGGUGAAAAGUACGUGUUUAUGAACUGAUAAUGUGCCGUUUUACUCAUGAUUUGUGUGAAAGUGGUUGUUGUAGCGCCUCUAGUGUUCAUUUCUCCAGGAAACUUCUGUGAUAUGUACAAGGAGCCAAAAAAAUCACAAUGCAAAAAUGUAGGUAUAGUAUUGUGAUUCUUUGUGACCAGUUUGCGUUUGUCCAAACAUUGCAAAACAGCAUGCAAUGGUCCUGAAUUUGUAGCACUUUGACAACGUAGCCUAGAUGUGAGCUGAUCAAAAGUAGAUACGUGUAAGCGAAUGGGAUCCAAAUAUGUGGCAACAUUGUAUGUUGUGUUGAGUUGUAGUAAGUGCAGAUGCAAGCAGACCUCUACAAGUUCAUUGUUCUGAAUCACUUUCAAAUGGCUCUAAAAUCAUGAUUUUUUUUUUGUUUGUUUUUGUUUUAUCGGCAAGUGUGUGAAGCUGAAUGUGUUUGUGUGUGUUUACAGUAUGCAUUUUGUAAGCUCUAUUUUUGUGUGCAGUUUAGUUAGUUUGAGCAAUAUCAAAUGGCAGAGAUUGAGGGAUUUUGUAGCAGUUUACCUUGUGGACGAUUUCAUGCAGCUUAAUGAGAGGUCAAGCCGCUGAGGAAGAAGUCAUUGUGUGAAGCUUAACUUCAAUUCCAGACCAGUAAUGAACCAUUCACUCAUCCAUGAAUUACACUCCAAGAAAAGGCAUCUUUUAGCUUUGCGUCAGUUUGGUGCAAGAACAAUGUGCAAAACACCACCAACCGUCAGAGCUUUUCAUUCCUUCUGGAGAAAGUACUAUCUGAAAGCAACUCAUAAGUGAAUAGUUUACCCAAAAAUGAAAGUUUUGUCAUUUACUCACCGUCUAAUAUCAUUCCAAAUCCAUAUGAUUUGCUUUGUCUGUGGAACACAAGGUAUUUUGAAGAAUCUCCAAGCUGCAUUUCCAUACAGUGAUUGAGAAUGGGGACUGAUGCUCUCGAGCUCCAAAAAUGACUAAAAAGGACCAUUUAAAGUAGGCCAUACAAUUUUUAUUCAUAGUCUUAUGAAGCCAUUCAAUAGUUUUUUGUUUUGUUUUGUUUUUUUCCCGCUAUUUACUGAAAACUUUGGCCAUCGCCAUAGCUCUCAAAUCUCAUUCAUGGUCUUAGGCCACGUCCACACUAAUUGUUUUUAGUUUGAGAACUCGUUUUUCAGUUUCCUAACGUCACCGUGUUCCAAAGUGUGCAGUAAUGGAGAAAAUUUUCAAAACGCUCCGUUUUCAAUGGAGUAAAAUGCCGUUCUAGUAUGGAUGAAAGGUGUAUAUGUAGCAGAAUUAAUGCAUUUUUAAAGGAAAACGUAUUAGUGUGGAUGUUUUCUUAGGACAUGUCCACACUAAUUCGUUUUUGUAAGAAAACUCCCUAACAUCAUCGUUUUCCAAAGUAUGCCAUAGUAGAAAGCAUUUUUGAAGCACUCCAUUUUCGUUGGAGGAAAAACUCGUUGGAUGCUUUCUUAGGACACGUCUACUUUAAAGCCACGUUCACACCGCGGGCGGCAUGUUGCUAGAUUUUGCGAUCUGUGUCGCUGGUGGGUGUUCCUACUGCUGCUGCCGCUCUAACGUUAUUGGAGGACUGCACAACUGGCCAUAGUAGCGUUUGAAAUGCUGAUAAGUACAGAUGAUACUGCUGAUAAAACUAAGAUAUCAUACUAAUUUGACAAGGAAUCAGUUCUUUUGUCUCUAAAAAUGCACAUUCUGCAGAGGAGAGUGUUUUAUAUAAUCUGCAGCAGUGCUUAAUGCGUCAAAUCAUUAAACAAGAUGAACGUUAUAUCGAAAUAUGAAUCAAACUCACUCAGAAUGCCGACAUGGUUUUCCACGCAUCAUUUUAUUCAGCCAUAUCUAUGUAUUUGGUUACAGACAAAUGAUACAGAACAGUGAAAUCGCUCACUGAAACUUUUAACUUCUCUGUCUUGCCUGCACUCGAGUCGACUCCAUUAUCUCGCACUCACCCUGCCUGAAGACGGAUGAUGUGAGCAACACUGUCUUCACUCUCAUUGGUAGUCGCUUGCGAAUGUCGCUCGUCAUUUGCAUAAAGUUGAAAUAUUCUCAACUUGUCUCUUCCCACGGCGAUCUCUGUCGCCAAUGGGCGCGACAGCUCAUGUCGCCGGAAGUCGCUGUCCUCUCAUUGAAAAAUGAAUGGGAUGGUGUUGCUGUCUUGCACAAUGUUGCUGGCGGUGUGAAUGGGGAGUAAUUCUUUUUUGUUAGAGAAGUCUGUUUUCAGUUUCCUAAAAUCAUCUUUUUCCAAAGUAUGUUGUAAUGGAGAGAGCAUUUUCGAAAUGCUCUGUUUUCAUUGGACAGAGGCAUAUAUGUAGCAAAAUUAAUGCAUUUCUAAACGAAAACAUAUUAGUGUGGAUGCUUUCUUAGGACACGUCCACACUUAUUAGUUUUUGUAAGAAAACUCAGUUCACAGUUUUCUAACAUCCACACCCUCACCUCCACAUAGAUUAGUGUUUUAAUAACGUCUUUCUCUAAAAAAUUUAAUCAGAUUACUUUAUUAAAAAGUAAUCAAAUUACUUUUAAAUUACUCUAAAACACUUCAAGCAUUUUCCGUUUUUUCGCUCGACAAAUUCAAAAUGACUAUAUUUCCUCAGUCUUUGCUGCACACCCUUUACAGAUAUGCAAACAGACAUAUACAAUGUAUAUGAACAUAUAAUUACCUUAAUUGAAAGUUAGUAAAUGUAAUGUGAUUACAAGAAUUUAAAAUGUAAUGUUACACUACUUUUUGUCUAAAAAGGUAGAUUACAGUAACUAUUUUGUAAUCAGAUUACACCCAACACUUAAAACAACAAAUAUUUCAGUCUAUUACAGUGCAUGGGUGGUAUGGACUUGGGUAUUUUUAUGGUGUGUUUUAGUACUUUUUGGAGCUUACAGUAGCUGCCCUUGGUCACUAUAUGCUGUCAUAGUGUGGAAAAAGCUGUGCGGAAAUUCUUGAAAAUAUCUUAUUUUGCAAGAAUAUGGAAGAAACAACAUAAGGGUGAUUUAAAUGAUCACAGAUUUAAAAUUUUGGGGUGAAUUAUACAUUUAAAGUUGCUUUUACACCUAAAGCAAUGUGAAAUCUCUGGGCAUGGCUCUUCGGUAUAUGCAGCAUUGUAGUAAUUGCACAUUCGCUACUCCUAACGUGGACUUUUUAGUGCACUUUUUAUGCACUUAAUGUGGAAAAUCUUAGUGCCGAAGGACUAAAAGCAUGUUGUUCACUCAAGGUCUGAACUUCUGGCGGUAAUAUUAAGGAUGAUCUCCAUGAAAUGAGCUACCUAAGAUAUUUAGGUCCAGACCCUUAACUCUCUAAUUGUAAAUUCUGAGUUUCAAUUGUAAAUGUGUAGAUAAACUGAUGUCUCUGUUUUUUGAAGUGUUGUGUGCUGUAGGUCCAGGGUUUUUUUUUUUUUUUUUUUUGUAUUGCAAACAGGCCCAUGAAUGUCUGAAUUAUUUGCUGACAAUUUUUUUAAUGGACACCGCUUCGCUUAGAUAAACAUAGUCCAUUAAGUAGAGAUGUUAAAGGAAUAGUUUACCCCCAAAAAUUAAAAUUUCAUGCCUGACAUCUCCUUUUGUGUUCCACAGAAAGAUGUCAUGUGGAUAUGGAAGUAAAUGAUGACAGAAGUUUAAUUUUUGGGUGAACUAUCCCCUGAAGUGCUGUGCUUACAAAGAUCAGUGCCACAAACAAGUGAGUUUGAAACAACAAAAAGGUGCUUCAAACAUGCAAAAGUUUCCCCAUCAAAUGCAUCAACCGCCUGUCUCACAUGAGCUAAUUUCGCUUUGAGAAUGAGAGAAUUGUCACCAGAGGAAAAAAAAACUUCAAUGCAAAAUCAAAAGAUGUUUGCUUUCCUCUCUAAAUGGAUUCUCUUCAAGGACAAUAUUUAUUUUGUAUGGGGGGAAAUUUUGCAAUAGAUAUACAAAAUACGAUGGCAUUACUUGUUGUGAUAUAUAUACUUGGUAAGGGUUUGGGGGAGAAAAUACCUUCAUCUCCAUCAUCGUUGUCUGUUCCAUUACUCGUUGUAUUCGAGAGAAAGUUGCUCUUUUAUGCUGAUCCGUACCACCAUUUGAAAAUUGAAUACUAACCGGAUAUCUACGUAGUGGUUAGCAAAAAGCAACUUCAGUGAUUCACUGCUACUUUGAGGAAUGCUGUCUCUCAUUGUUGUGCUUCCACAUCAAAUUGUAUUUUAUUUUUUAUUAUUUUUAGGGGGGCCAUUUCCUGGUUAUUUUGCAAAGUAGAGUAAUAAAUUGAGAGUGCAAUUUCAAAAAUCUUACAAUGCAAUUCUUUCUAUAACCUUAACAAUACAUGUAUGAUAUAAACAUAGAUGUAGAUGUUGCAUAUGAAGGACUAUAGGAGGAAAGGACAAUGUUGAGCUCAUUAUUUUUUAAAUGUUUUGUUUAGGUUUUUUGGUCAACUUGCAGUGGAUGCCAAUGAGCUGGCGACAGUAUGCAAGCUCAAAGCAGCUCAAACAAUGUUUUAAUAGAACUGAUCCCAACUGUUUCUCAAAUUAAUGCUUUUCUUUUUUUAACUACAGUGGCACUUUCACAUAUUUAUGUUGAAGUACUUGCAGUUUCCAUUAAAUUUUUUGAGGGGAUUUUAACUUGUUGCAGUUUAUAUUUCAAAGCUGUCUUUUUGUCUGGAACUUUAUUGAAAACUUGUACACAGUUUGUUGAUUCAGUUUAAUUAUCUCAAAGUUUGCUGGUGUGUUUUUAAUGUAUUCAUACUGUAUGUAUCAUUUUGCUACUUUUGUUUUCAUGAAUCCAUCGAACACAAGGACUUUUAUCACUCAAAGACUUUUGAGAUACUACAAUGUUUAUGUUGUGCAGUGGCUAAGAGAAAGAUGUUAGUAAUGUCUUCACCAAAAUAUGUUGGUGCUUGAAAUCAGCCAAGAAAAGUGUGCAAAGCAAAUUAAAAACUAUGCUCUG